CUUUGAAUGUUUAGUGACACUCUUUGAUGCCUCCUCACGCCCCCCACAGGCUAGAGUAGAUCCAGCUCAUAUCCUCCGCCAUUACCAGUGUUUGAUGUAGACUUCCACAUAUAAGGAUGUGGUCGUUUUUUGCACGGGAUCCCAUAAAAGAUUUUAAUUAUGAGAUUUUACCGGAGACCCAAGAGGCCUCGGGAAUAUGGACUCUACACCGAGGCAAACGAAAGACGACUGGCGAGCCGGUGUCAGUCUUUGUUUACGAGGUGUCACAGGGAACGGAGGCCCAGACCCAGCUGGCCAAGGCAGCGUUCAAGCGCAUGAAGACGCUGAGACAUCCGAAUAUCUUGGCCUAUGUGGAUGGACUGGAGACAGAGAAAAGUUUGUACCUGGUUACAGAGCCAGUGAUUCCUCUCUCCACCCAUCUGAAAGCCCGACCUGAUAUGGGUGGUUCUGGAGAACUGGAGGUGUCUUGGGGUCUUCACCAGAUUGUGAAAGCUCUGAGCUUCGUGGUGAAUGACUGCCAUCUGCUUCAUAACAACCUGGGCAUUUGGACGGUGUUUGUGGACCGAGCCGGCGAAUGGAAAUUGGGAGGGCUGGACUACAUGACAUCUCAGCAGGGGGACACCUCAGGCUUACUCUCGCCCAGGACCAUACACCCUGACCUGGAGAAGUAUGACCCACCUGAGAACCCCAACAGUGGUGGAGAGAAAUGGGCUGGGGAUGUGUGGCGACUGGGUUGCCUUAUAUGGGAGGUGUUCAAUGGCCCUCUUGCUCGGGCAUCUUCCCUGCGGUCACUGGGAAAGGUCCCUAAGUCCUUGGUUCCGCAUUACUGUGAGCUAGUUGGAGCAAACCCCAAAUCCCGACCAAACCCGGCAAACUUCCUCCAGAACUGCCGUGCAUCUGGAGGUUUCCUCAGCAACAGCUUUGUGGAGAGCAAUCUCUUUCUGGAGGAAAUUCAGAUAAAAGAGCAAGCAGAGAAACAGCAGUUCUUCCAGGACCUGAGUGAGAAUCUGGACUCGUUCCCUGAGGAUUUUUGUAAACACAAAGUGCUCCCACAGCUUCUAACGGCCUUCGAGUUUGGCAAUGCCGGCGCUGUGGUCCUCACUCCUCUCUUCAAGGUGGGGAAGUACCUGUCGACAGAAGAGUACCAACAGAAGAUCAUUCCAGUCAUAGUAAAGAUGUUCUCCUCUACGGACAGAGCCAUGAGGAUACGGUUACUUCAGCAGAUGGAGCAAUUUAUUCAGUAUCUGAAUGAAGCUGCAGUCAACUCUCAGAUCUUCCCUCACGUUGUGCACGGUUUCACUGACACCAACCCUGCCAUCAGGGAGCAGACGGUCAAGUCUAUGCUCCUUCUGGCCCCCAAGUUAAACGAGGCGAAUCUGAACCAGGAGCUGAUGCGCCACUUUGCCAGGCUGCAGGCUCGUGAUGAGCAGGGCCCGAUCCGAUGCAACACCACUGUCUGCCUGGGCAAGAUCGCCCCCUACCUCAACUCAGGAACGCGGCAACGUGUUCUGAUCUCGGCGUUCUGUCGGGCCACUAAAGAUCCUUUCCCAGCGUCCCGCGCUGCAGGGGUCCUAGGCUUUGCUGCUACACACAACUACUUUAGUCUGGUGGAGAGCGCCGGCCGGAUCCUCCCCACGCUCUGCACGCUCACCGUCGACCCAGACAAGAACGUCCGAGACCAGGCAUUCAAAGCCAUUAAGAGUUUCCUCAGCAAACUGGAGACUGUAUCAGAGGACCCAUCCAAGCUGGAAGAAUUAGAGAAGGACGUCUUGGCAACGAGUCCCGGGGCCGCAACGUCCGCUGCCUCCUGGACUGGCUGGGCGGUGGGCGGAGUCUCCUCUCUCACCUCCAAACUCAUCAGGAACGUGCCGGCAGGUGCUGAAGGUGCGGCCAAGGAGAACGCUCCCGCAGCCACCGCCAACGCAGGGACCCCUGUCCCAGACGGGGCCAGCAAGGGCAACGCUGAACCAAAGGUGCCCAGGAAUCCUACCUCCACACCCCCCGCCAGUGAGCCUCAGGCUUCACACGCGCCAGAGGAGCCGGACGAGCCGGUCGGGGAUCGCUGGGAGGACGAGGACUGGGGCAGUCUGGAGGACACUGAGAAGGCCCAGACAGACCCUGAGGACUGGUCAACGGGUUGGUCAACGGUGUCAUCAGGCAAGAAGAAGGCCAAUGAGAGAACUCUGGGCGGGGCUUCCUCGGCGAAGAAGCAGAGCUCGGACUGGAGCAGCUCGGGCUGGGACGCCGACGACAGCUGGUCCAACGAGAAGGAGCCGGACAGCCAGGACCAGACCUCGCCGGCCGACGAGGGCUGGGGCAACGACUGGGACGAGGACGGCGGCCUGGGGGACAGCUUCAUCCCCACGCCCAGGGAAGGGUCCUCAGCGGCCGUCGCCCCCAAGAGCGAGGCUUUGCAAGAGGGCGUGCGGCUGGCCAGCGAGUACAACUGGGAGAGUGCCGGAGGGAAAGGAGAGAUGCAGAAUGACCUCUUCGCCAGCGUGUCCCAGAGGACGGCGCCAGCGAAGGCAGAUGAGGGCUGGGGAGCAGACACUGCAGGAGACUGGGGGGCCGAGGAGAACUGGGAGUCCUUGGAUGGGGAUCAAGGCCUCAGCAAGGCAGAGCUGGCCAAGAAGAAGCGCGAGGAGAGGAGGACUAAACUAGAGGCCAAACGGGCCGAACGCAAGGCGGUCAAGGGUCCUCUCAAACUGGGGGCCCGCAAACUGGACUGAGGCGGUGGGGUGGGGUGGGGUGGAGCAGGGUGGAAUGCCAAAAAGAGAAGGGAAUCGGUGGAGGGAUCCUACUGCGCUGUGAUUGAUCUGGGCUCAUAGUCAUCCAUUCAGGACAUUGCUGGAUAUGGCGUUGGGCUGGAAGAGUUUGAGUUGGAAAGCUAAAAACAUUCCGUGAUCCUGCAGAUGACAAAUUCCUGACGACAAUGGGAGGAGCAAGAGCUACGGACAUGCUAGUGCUUUCUUUCUUUCUUUUGCCCCCUGGCCGAGGCCAGAUGCCAAGGGAUGCAGUUUUCCCCUGUCACUCGCUGGACUGUGACCUAAGAUGAUCAACUAUGACUUUUUAUUUUGCAUCACAGCAGUUUUGUUGUCCUGGAUGUUUUUAUAAUAAAGCUGAUAUUAGAAUCUAUUUGUGUGCACCUAGCCGCACAACUAGCCAUAAAGUCCAUAAAGAAUCAAAUCAUUUUUACAGCAUAGAUAUAUAGAAUUAUUUAUCUCCAUAGCACCAUGAGUGUAUAUGUGGAAUGUAUGUUUCACAUAAUCCAAGUGCUUGGCUAAGCGUUGAAUGUUUACCAACCAAGCUGACUAUCUGGUUUUCAUGUACCCUACAUGCCCUUCCCAUUCUAACCGUGUGCCACUCCCUUUGACUUCAGAGACAUGAACUGAACAAUAAUUCCAACAUGAGACUAGUUAAUGGAGCCACAUGGGGAACGAGUCGAGUACUUAUGUAGAACAGGCCUACCCCUCAUGCAUGCCUCCCCACCAUGUGCUUGACAACAGUGCAGUGGCUGUCAGGUCCACAUGGGUUGUGGUUAUUAUGGUAAUAGUACAUUGUGUGAGCCUCAGGGCUGGGCCUCCCUUUACUGCUGGUGCUUGUGGACCACUGGCUUGCAAGCACUCAGCUGUCAGGUAUGCCCCAGAGACAUACACUUAGAACAGUCAAGAGUCAGAACUGGAGGAGUCUGGUUAUGGCUCCGAUUCUGACUGUUGGCAUUGACGAUUGAAGGGACACCUGGCAGACUGUAAAAUCACCAGUGUUAGGUUUGUGCCUUGUUUUUAUUUGGUGACAGUACUGUACUUGAAAGAGCAGGGGUUGUGUUGACUUCAAUGUCAGCUGUUGUGAGAGGUCAUACCCUUUUGAUCCUGUGCAAUAUUAUAUAACAAAGGGGGUAAUCAUGUGUAUGAUGCAAACAACUCCGAAAUACAGCUGCGAAUUAAAUGAAA
Molecule: messenger RNA, 3950 nt
Organism: Alosa alosa (allis shad)
Lineage: Eukaryota; Metazoa; Chordata; Actinopteri; Clupeiformes; Clupeidae
Gene: scyl1
Product: SCY1-like, kinase-like 1
Exons: 18
Coding region: 117-2729 (870 amino acids)
Biological process (GO): protein phosphorylation
Molecular function (GO): protein kinase activity; protein binding; ATP binding
Source: RefSeq, a predicted model, not a curated record